This is a messenger RNA of Dalotia coriaria, 4984 nucleotides long. RefSeq names its product sidestep VI (gene side-VI). NCBI's taxonomy places the organism in Eukaryota, Metazoa, Arthropoda, Insecta, Coleoptera, Staphylinidae. Gene Ontology annotation, molecular function: protein binding. The transcript has 14 exons. The record is from RefSeq and is a predicted model, not a curated record. The coding region runs from base 791 to 3496 and encodes 901 amino acids.
GUACGCGUGCGGUGCUGGCGCCGCCGCGCUCCUAGUACGCCGAUAGCCACGCGAGCGUGUCGUGUCGUGUGCCGUGUGUCUGUUCCCGCGAUCAACAAACGCACCUCGACUCCUUAUCAAACACAAAAAUAAUAUCAACACAACUAUAUCUUCAUCAACACAAAAUACACUUAAAAAUAUAAAAUUUAACACUGUGCAGUGUAUAUAUAAACAUAAACAUAUCUAUAUAUUAUAUAAGUUAGUAACUCAGUUGUAGAAAUUUGUGUCUUGUGCGACUUCCGGGUGGAUAAAUCAUCCGACAAGUUUGCGACUUGUGGCGAGACCCGCCCCUCUCAGUGUGUAUGUUUGCUGCGUGUGGAAUUUCGCAUUUUACCGCACACAUUACAACAACAACAACAACAAGCAGGAACAAGCAGGAGGGCAGGAGAUUAGUGUGGGAGUGCGUGUACAUGUGUUCGCGCCCGGAGGAUAAAUAUUCGGGCUGACGUGGUGCCGGUGCCGUGGUCGGUCGCGAUUUACAUAUCUAACGAUAUUUCAUGUGCGGCGCGAAUCUGUGUUUGCGGGCGCGAGGCUUGAUUUUAAUUGCCACUGGAUUUAUUAUGAUAAGAGCAAUAGUAAACCUCAACUAGUGACUCUAAAACUCAGUGAAAUACAAUUUUAACAGGAUUAUAAACUAAGAAGACGGAUUACAGUGUCAUAUUUUUGAAAAUAUGAUUUUUAUUUAAUUAUUGAAGUGAUCGGUGUUUAAAAUUUGUUAAUGUGCGUGUGGAUUUUAAAAUAACUUGUAAAAAUGGUGCAAAUACAAUUGUGGUUUUAUUUGCUGGUCGCCAUCGUGGUAUCGACGUGUGAUGCGUUUGUUGCUGGCCAAGGAAAAUUCAUCAAUCAUUACGACAGUCACGUCGGGGAAUACCAAACGAACCGUGGUGUUGUCGCUCAUGUGCAAGCAAUUGUCCGUGGAACAGCUCUAUUACCUUGUGAUUUGACACCUCCGGCGCCCAACGACAGUGUCGUCCUCGUCGUUUGGUACAAAGACGAACACACGCCGAUUUACAGUUAUGAUACGAGAACGUCAAGUAAUCAGGCGCACAGAUGGCAGGACAGUUCCCUGGACAGCCGGGCUUUCUUCCGCACACUGACAGAACCCAGCACGUUGAGCAUCGACAACAUUGGCGAGAAAGAAGAAGGCGAAUACCGCUGCCGAAUUGACUAUCUCCGCUCACCCACGAAGAACCUGCGGGUCAAGCUGACUGUCAUAGUGCCACCUCAGAAGCCUAAGAUCUUCGAUGAAAAGGGCAAGGAGGUUGAAACCCGUGCGGGACCUUAUGAAGAGGGAGGGGAUAUGAAGUUGAGUUGCAUUGUCACAGGCGGCAAACCGGAACCGAUCAUAAAAUGGUGGCGUGGCGAGAAACUGAUUGAAUCGCUCGAAACACGCAGCGGAUUUCAAAAUGUCCGCUCGAAUCAGCUCGUGGUCAAAGGCCUGCAGAGAUCUGACCAACAUGCAGCCUUCACCUGUCAAGCAUCGAAUAACAACAUUAGUCAACCGGUUUCUUCAACAGUCACCAUUGAAAUACACUUUCGGCCGCUGAAAGCUGAAAUAUUGAGCAGCAACAAUCCAUUCUCCGCCGACCGAAAGUACGAGAUCGCGUGCCAAACGUUCGGGUCACGCCCUCCGGCGAAAAUCACCUGGUGGAUGGACAACAAGGAAAUGAAACCCUACAUGUUUAAUCACACUCAAGUGGAUUCACUUGAUGGUAACUCAAGCACGUCGACAUUGACAUUCAUGCCGUCACGUCUGGACAAUGGCCGCACAUUGACAUGUCGUGCUGUCAAUCAUCUCGUGCAGAACGGCAUGGAAGAAUCCUCCAUUAAACUAAACAUUUUCUAUCUGCCGAUUCUUCACCUCUCGCUGGGCUCUAAUCUGAAUCCGGACGACAUCGAGGAGGGCGACGACGUCUACUUCGAAUGCAAAGUGAACGCAAACCCGUGGGCGUACAAAGUUCUCUGGAAGCACAACGGUCAAAUAAUGCAGCAGAAUCAAAAAGGUGGUGUUAUCAUGAGCAAUAGUGAUCUGGCCCUUCAAGGAGUCACUCGGAGUCAAGCUGGGAAUUAUUCUUGUGUUGCUUCUAACGUCGAAGGUGACGGGGACAGCAAUCAAGUGGAGUUGAAAAUUAUGUAUAAGCCAAUUUGUCGCCCUGAACAAAAGCGGGUCUACGGCGUGGGUCGCCAUGAGAAGGCUCGCGUGUUAUGCGAAGUGGAAUCGUUCCCGCCGCCGGAAAGUUUCAAAUGGUCGUUCAACAACACCGCCGAGACGGUGGACGUCCCCCAGACGAACUUCAACACCGGCAUCCAUCACUCCUCCUCGACCUUGACCUACACUCCUGUUACCGAACUAGAUUACGGUACGGUUAUGUGCUGGGCGAACAACCUGGCCGGGCGACAGUUGGAACCCUGUGUUUUUCAUAUCAUCGCUGCGGGGAAACCCGAUCCGCCAUUUAACUGCACCAUAUUGAAUCAAACCUCUGAAUCUUUGGAGGUGGAAUGUGUGGAGGGUUUUGAUGGUGGGCAACCGCAGUAUUUUUUGUUGGAGGUCUACGAUGAGCAGAAUGAUGUUUUGCAUGCGAAUGUCUCCGCGAAGUUUCCUUUGUUUACUGUGAGUGGGUUGGAAGCUGGGAAGAUCCUGAGGAUGAUUGUGUAUUCGGCGAAUGCUAAAGGGAAGAGUGAAGGUGUUACUCUUGAAGGUUUCACGUUGAAAGUCGCAGAAAAACAGACUGUUUUGUCUCUUGGAACUCGUGAUCAAUACGACAUUGCACCAGUUCUGGGUAUCUUGAUUGGAAUAGUAACCGCUUUACUAUUGGUCACAAUCAUCAUCCUUGGCGCGUUGAAAGUCCGCGCUGCUCAACGUGAAGGUUCACAUGCAUCACGCCCUGGAUUCCUGCCCGUGAAAGAGAAGGUCACACUGCCACUGCGCUCCGAAUCGGAGGAUUUGUUUGAAAAGGACGACAAGAAUCCCGACGUCGUGCCGGCAAACAAAGACUCCGACUACCAGCUAGGGUCAGCUGUGCAAACGCCCGGCCUGAAUAACGCCCUGCUGACGACGGGCAACGACUUCGAGGGCCAGCGGAUUACGCCACUUAGCGAGGCUUACAUUGCCCGGGAUCGCGCGUACCAGCCGCAGCACGUUCCCGAUGAAGUAACUUAUGCUGAGCUUUCACUCGUUCGUCCAAACACGCUCGACGCUACAAAAAAUGGCGGCAACCAAUAUGGCACGCUUCGCGCCCGCGAUGAGCCCACCAUCUAUGCGCAAAUAGACCACAGCAAGAAACCACCUAAUGGCAACGCCAUGCCACCGGCGGUCACAGCGGCAGCGGUAAAAUCAUCACCGGUGGUUUCUCCGGUCUCUUCGUUGUUCCCAAUGUCGAAACCAGGGCUGUAUCAUCGCGAAGUGGUCACGGUGCGGACGCCGCUCAUGGGCUGCCAGCAGGAGAGCUGCGUCUAAACCAGUGGCGCCCUCUGCGGUCGCCAUUUUGUAAAUAGAGUGAAACGAGGACAAUAAAUCGAAUAAUGCUUAAAGAAACUAUCGAAGUGAAUUUUUAACGUGGGAGAAAAACGCAUAUGACUUCAUUGACAGCUCAGUGAAUCUUAGAGACAUUUUGUCGAUACUUAAAUAUCACGAAUCUAUCAUAUCGACGACUGGGACUUGCACGCCCCUUCUGAUCAUUUAAUUUAGAUUUAUAUUUACAUUUUAUUAACUUUUUUACGUUUUAUUGUUAUUGCCCACGCCAUAUCUUCUCCGUAAUUAGAUGUAAUUAUCGAAGUAACGUAUCAAUGUUCAUGGUGUACAACGGGCGACCUCUUGGGCCCGCAUGACGAACAACAUACAUAUUGUCAAACAUACUCAGUAAGGAACGAACCAUUUUCAAAGCGUAAUUAAAUUUUUCAAACCAACCAAACGACGGGAUGCAAACUAAUGUAUAACUUAGCUAAUCUAACGUAUUAAUGUAAUUGUUAAGAGACUCUACGAACAUAUAUCAUCUAUAUUAAUACUAAAAACAAUUAAAAAUGAACAAAAAUGCAAACUAAACAAAAUAUCUUAUUAAAGAUUAAUAAUUUUUUAUCUAGUCGAAAUGCGAGCGGUGAGCGGCGGGAAGUAUUCAGAUUGUAGGAAAGGCAAUUUGUAAAUGGACAUUAAAUUAAUAUUAUAUCCAAAGAUACUCUAGGAAGAUUUUUAUAUAUUGAUAUGCAGCGAAGAUAUUGCAAUGAAACAAAACGUUGAAAAAAUGUGCGCCACGUUUUUGUAACAAAUGAAAAUUAUUACGCAAAUGUUUACUUAGACUGAAUUUUAUCUUUGAGGAUUGUUUCACACACGACUGAAAAUUCUAUCGAUUUUCGUCGAGGAGAAAGUAGAGAGGACGAAUCGAUUCCAUUCCGAUGGAAAUACUCUACGAUGCGGACAGUAACAAAACGGUAGCACAAAUAUUAGCAUAUUGUACAAAUUGUAAAUAAACACGAACAUUUUGAGAAUGAAAUAAUUGAGCAAAAGCGAACCGAAAUGGAAAUACCUUCAAAUUACAUUUAUUAUUCAAUGUGAUAUAACAAUAUCGGUGCACUUCCCCCCACAGAGAAAAAAUGAGAGCGCGGAGUGUUACAUACAUGGUAUAUUAUUAUGAAAAUAUCUAUAAUGAUGAAUUGUUUAAUGUUCAUAAAAGUCAUAUUAAAAUAUGUAAUGUCUAAGAAAUUAUAUUAAUUCGUGAGGUUCGUGCGAUGCAAUGCGCCAAUGCAAACGAAUAAAGAAUAACAAAAUAUUUAGGAAGAUUCUCAUCAUCAAUUAAUGCAAAUUAAAUACAGCAACAAUAACGAAAUAACGGAGGAUACCAAGACGACCCAAAACUAACAAUUCUCGUUGUCUCUGAAUAUGUUUUUAUUGUGUCUUUACGAAAUAUUAUUUCUCGAGGUACUAAAAUAAAUAUACUAAUAAAUUUACAAA